GUGUGAGAUAAGGAAUAAAAAAGAGAUAGAGAUAGAGAGAGAAGGAGAAAAUUAUUGUAUGGUAGUAGUAUUUUAGCUGCUAAACACUCAAGCAGAAAACCUCUGUAAGAAGAAGAAGAAGAAGAAGAAAUAGUCUGUGGAUGGAAUCUUGUAGUUGUAACCAUUGUUUUUGUCUAGUUUCCUUGGAAAUAAAACCUUAUACUGUGUAAACUUGGGAUUUAGCUGUUUUCAGCAAAAUCUUUGGUUUCUUCUGAAAGCUGAGCUGUUCUCUUUUUGUUUUUUUGGUUCCUUCUCACUUAUACUCAUCAUCUUCCUUCUUCUCCAACUCUUCACACUCCAAAUCUCAGCUCUCAAAAAUGAUGUCUGAUGACGGACUUUCUUCAUUAGCUUUCAUUCAAGAUCCAAACUCAAACCCUAGUAGUAAUAAUCCAAACCCUAACUCAAAUCCAUCUGCUAAACGAAAAAGAAAUCUCCCCGGAAAACCAGAUCCAGAUGCAGAAGUGAUAGCACUAUCACCAAAGUCUCUGAUGGCGACGAAUCGAUUCAUAUGUGAAAUCUGCAACAAGGGUUUUCAGAGGGACCAGAAUUUACAGCUCCACAGAAGAGGUCACAACUUGCCAUGGAAGCUAAAGCAAAGGAACAAAAAUGAAGUGAUCAAGAAGAAAGUUUAUAUUUGUCCCGAAAAGACGUGUAUCCACCAUGAUCCAUCGCGAGCUCUUGGAGAUUUAACAGGUAUUAAAAAACAUUUUUCGAGAAAACAUGGCGAGAAGAAGUGGAAGUGUGAGAAAUGUUCCAAGAAAUAUGCUGUUCAAUCUGAUUGGAAAGCUCAUACAAAGAUUUGUGGCACAAGGGAAUAUAAAUGUGACUGUGGAACUCUAUUCUCCAGAAAGGACAGCUUUAUAACACAUCGAGCAUUUUGUGAUGCGUUAGCGGAAGAAAGUGCAAGAUUUACAUCAGUUCCAAGUACAGCAAAUCUGAAUUUCAGAAAUGAAAUUUUGCUGAAUGGGGGAUUUGGCAAUACUAAUCCUGGAAAUCCCCAAUUUGGUUCUAAUUUGUUUAGGCCUGAAUUUAUGGGACUUGGAUUGGACCCUGCAAUUAGUCAUCAUCAUCAACCACAGCUCAAUAAUGUCGAUGGACAAAAACCAAGGAUACCGCUUUGGUUGGACAAUAAUAUGCAUCCGAAUCCAGCUGGUAAUGAUUUCUUAGUAGCAUCGUCAAGCUCUACUACUAGCAAUUUGCCUCAUCAUGAAUUGGUCCAAAUCGCGGCACAUAACAAUAAUCAACAAUGGUUCAUUAAUGGUGAUGAUUCUGGAAUUGGCUCUUCCUCGUCUCAACUUCCUUCACGAGUACUGCUAAAGGAGGAAGAAGAGAACAAAAGAAAUAUGUCGGAGACAAUAAGUUCAAUGUACUACAACAAUCAUCACAAUGAAACAACAGCACCAGCUACUCAUAUGUCGGCUACUGCACUUUUACAAAAAGCAGCCCAAAUGGGAUCAACGAGGAGCAAUUCGUCCCUCUUUGGUGCUGGAUUCGGGCUAAUGGGCUCGUCUUUUUCUAAAACCAAUGGACAAGGACAAUUUGCUGCUCAUGAUCAGAAUUUUAACGGCUUAAUGAUGAACUCUCCAUCAACAACUACGAAUAAUCAAGGAAAUAGGCUGUUGUUCGGGGAUAUGAAUUCGAGUUCAUUAGAAGGUAAUGCAAGUGGAAAGAACUCAGAUCCUUUCAAUUUGAUGCCGCGUAACAACAAAGGAAAACAAGUGAAUCUUAGUGGAAAUGAAGCAAUUGAAGGAGGUUUAACAAGAGAUUUUCUCGGGGUAGGAGGGAAUGAAAGUAGGCCUUUUCUAUCGAAAAAUGAGCUAGCCAAGUUAGGUAACAUUUCUGGUUCAGCCAUGGGAUUAAGCGACUAUAGUGGAAGUCAUUGACUCGAUCUGAGUUCAACUGUUGUUUUUCACUCAAAAUAUAUACACAUAUGCACAAAAAAGUUAUGUGUGCUGCGCACACAUUCUAAAGUGAAUUACUCAAAAGGUCCAUACUUGUGGGGAUAUGUUAUUUCAAUGAUUUUCACUAUAGUGGAAUGAUACAAUGUUCAGAGUGUGGAGAAAAAAUGAAGUUGGAAGAAGGCCAAAAGUUUCAAUGUUCAUGAGAAAAGAGAGAGAAAGCAGCAGUAAUUUUGAGAGAUCUUGUGAAUUGUCAGAGAAAAAAAAGGGUGGGGACCACUGAAUGUUGGAAGAGAUUUGUUAAAAGGGACUUGACAAUCACAAGUCAGCCUUUUUUUUCCUCCAUUGUGUUUACUUACUGCUUGUAGAAAUAUUUCUGCCUUUUUACAAAUUUAUUUUCCUUUGAAUGUUCAAUUGCUUACUGCAUACCUGUGAACUCUCUAGGCUCACUGCCAUAUUCAGAAUCUUUUAGAAUUUUCAAUUAUGUUGGUUGUUAUUUUCA
Solanum stenotomum is the source of this 2439-nucleotide messenger RNA. Its product is annotated as zinc finger protein BALDIBIS-like. NCBI's taxonomy places the organism in Eukaryota, Viridiplantae, Streptophyta, Magnoliopsida, Solanales, Solanaceae. Gene Ontology annotation, molecular function: DNA-binding transcription factor activity. Bases 357 to 1922 code for a protein of 521 amino acids. The record is from RefSeq and is a predicted model, not a curated record. Gene Ontology annotation, cellular component: nucleus. The transcript has 3 exons.